GAGCCAAAUAGCCCAAGCUUUGAUUCAUUGUGUUAUCACUACAGGCUUCUGCUAAACCUAAAAAAGAAAGAAAAACAAACCAAAACAAAAAUUUCCUCUGUGAGAAUCAUUAGGAUACUGAACUGAGAGCAGAGCUGUCUUACAUCCUGCUAUCCGCAGUCUACCAGAAAAGAACAAAAUCCCCAGAAGAUAGAAUUCAUUUCUUCCAUGAAAUCCAAUAAAUGGUCUACAUCAGCUGGAUAUAUUAAAGAAAAUGAAGUAUUAAAAAAGGGUCUCCUUUCAACCUAUUUCUUAAUUAGUAUAAUAAUCCUGAAGAAUAAAUGGGAUCUGAAAUGAAUUUAAUAGGACAUCACCAGCUAGCCACUGCUGAUGGAUUUGCUAUUGCGGAAGGUCCUCAUUUGUUUGGUGUCCUUUCAGAGCCAAUGAGUUCUCCAGUGCAAGAGACAGAUGUGUCACCUUACACACAGUACAACAGUGUGCCAUUUCCCCAAGUUCAGCCUCAGAUCUCAUCGCCGCCUUAUUACUCCAACCUAGGGUUCUACCCUCCACAGCAUGAGGAAUGGUAUUCUCCUGGGAUGUAUGAGCUCAGGAGAAUACCCUCAGAGACCUUUUUCACAAGGGAGACAGAGAUAAUGGAUAUCCCUGCAGCCAAAAAGCCUAGGCUGGGUCACUCCACAGGAAGAGUGAAAGGAGAAGAGCUCUGUGUGGUCUGCGGUGACAAAGCCUCUGGGUACCACUACAAUGCUCUUACUUGUGAAGGAUGCAAAGGGUUCUUCAGAAGAAGCAUCACAAAAAAUGCGGUAUACAAGUGUAAAAAUGGAGGCAACUGCGAGAUGGACAUGUACAUGAGGAGAAAAUGCCAGGAGUGCCGUCUAAGGAAAUGCAAGCAAAUGGGCAUGUUGGCUGAAUGUAUGUAUACAGGUCUACUAACAGAAAUACAAUGCAAGUCGAAAAGACUACGGAAAAAUGUGAAACAGCCUCCAGGUCAGACAGUUAAUGAAGAUAAUGAAGGCCCUGACAUGAAACAAGUGACAUCUACAACUAAAAUGUAUAGGGAGAAAGUAGAAUUUACCCCAGAACAGCAGAACCUUCUUGAUUACAUCAUGGAUUCAUACAGUAAGCAACAAAUACCACAGGAGGUGUCAAAAAAACUAUUACAGGAGGAAUUCAGUGCUGAAGGGAAUUUUCUGAUUUUAACAGAAAUGGCUACCAGUCAUGUGCAGGUUCUUGUGGAAUUCACUAAAAAACUACCAGGCUUCCAAACCCUUGAUCAUGAAGAUCAGAUUGCUUUGCUGAAGGGCUCAGCAGUAGAAGCUAUGUUCCUCCGUUCAGCUGAGAUCUUCAGCAGGAAACUUCCUACAGGACAUACUGUCCUUUUAGAAGAAAGAAUUCGCAACAGUGGUAUCUCAGCUGAAUUCAUAACUCCCAUGUUUAACUUUUAUAAAAGCAUUGGAGAGCUGAAGAUGACACAGGAAGAAUAUGCACUGCUUACAGCCAUAGUUAUCCUGUCUCCAGAUCGACAAUACAUAAGGGACAGGGAGUCCGUGGAAAGGCUUCAAGAACCAUUGCUGGAUAUACUACAGAAAUUCUGCAAACUUCACCACCCAGAUAACCCUCAACACUUCGCAUGCCUCCUGGGCCGUCUGACGGAAUUACGGACAUUUAACCAUCAUCACGCAGAGAUGCUGAUGUCGUGGAGAGUGAAUGAUCACAAAUUCACACCUCUGCUCUGUGAGAUCUGGGAUGUGCAGUGACGCAUACUUUUAUUUUAGAAGUAUCUUUUUAAAGGACCACAUAGCAUUUAUUUUCAUAGGACGAUAUCCCACAGUACAUUAAAUUUUCUUUACUGCAUUUUUACAGAAACAUGCCAUGGAUUCAUGAAAGUAAUUUUGUUCACUGUACACAGAAUAUUGCAUAGCUUUCAGAUCUUCACAUGUAAGUACAACUUUCUCUGUAUUUAUAUUCGCUGAUCAGAAACAGUCCACCAGCUCUUCAGAGGAACCCUGGUAAUUCUGCUGCAAUUAAGCUGAUUGCAGUUAUAGUUCCUUUUGAUGAAUGGGGAUAGCAGGUUUCCAUUCAUAUGUUUUCAUUGCAGUGUUUUUGUGCUUGGUCUCCAUUAUAUUCCAGAUACAUACCUAAUAAACCAGCUGAAAUGGUUAAUGCCAGUCAUUUGCUGUUCAACUGUGAAACUGUGUUCAUGUAAGAUGUGCAAGAUGUUAUUUCUUCGUAAGAUGAAAAAUGAUGUAAUGGAGAAAAGCCUCAUACACACACAAAGAAACCCCAAACAACCUUUUCAUGAUAUAAACGUGUAACUUCUUUUGAAUUAUUAUUUCUAAGUAAAAAUUAUACAGUAUCUAAA
Messenger RNA from Neopsephotus bourkii (Bourke's parrot), 2359 nucleotides. RefSeq names its product nuclear receptor subfamily 1 group H member 4 (gene NR1H4). Gene Ontology annotation, biological process: positive regulation of transcription by RNA polymerase II; negative regulation of transcription by RNA polymerase II; negative regulation of inflammatory response. The record is from RefSeq and is a predicted model, not a curated record. Bases 321 to 1754 code for a protein of 477 amino acids. Gene Ontology annotation, molecular function: RNA polymerase II cis-regulatory region sequence-specific DNA binding; zinc ion binding; nuclear receptor activity. Lineage: Eukaryota; Metazoa; Chordata; Aves; Psittaciformes; Psittacidae. The transcript has 11 exons.